This is a messenger RNA of Nerophis lumbriciformis (worm pipefish), 6066 nucleotides long. RefSeq names its product zinc finger protein 827 (gene znf827). Gene Ontology annotation, cellular component: nucleus. Lineage: Eukaryota; Metazoa; Chordata; Actinopteri; Syngnathiformes; Syngnathidae. Gene Ontology annotation, biological process: positive regulation of transcription by RNA polymerase II. The record is from RefSeq and is a predicted model, not a curated record.
UUGGGGGCACCUUGUCCGUACGCCGCUGUCGGGGGCGAGCACGUGCGUGAGCGAGCGAGCGAGUGAGUGAGCGCGUGAGCGCGCCCGCCCGCGUCUGCUCUGCUGUUGCUGCCCUUUGAUCCCCGCAUUAGUGCGAGUUAGUCGGGGGCUCCGAGGAGACGCAAGGCGGGCGAUAGUGCGAGUUAGUCGGGGGGGGCUCCGAGGAGACGCAAGGCGGGCGUUAAGUGUGAGUUAGUCGGGGUGGCUCCGAGGAGACGCAAGGCGGACGUUAAGUGUGAGAUAGUCGGGGGGGCUCCGAGGAGACACAAGGCGGGUGUUAGUGUGAGUUAGUCGGGGGCUCCGAGGACACACAAGGCGGGCAAAGCACGGCGAGCAAGCGGCGCUGGUGCCUCCUCCUCCCGCCUGCCCGGGCUCCCCUUUAUCCCCCCUCCUCCUCCUCGCCCGACGCUCCACUUUGAAGACAACCGGCAGCCAGGUGCACGACCGCCGCCGCCGCCGCUUUCGAGAUCCUAGCGGCCGCCGUCCAGCUCCCGGGGUCUCCUGAGAUGGGGAGCGAGCCUCCUGCCUUGGUCGGCCCGCAGCAGGACGAGGAGAGAAUGUGAUUAAAAACAACAAGGAGGAGGAAAAUGCCCAGGAGGAAGCAGGAGCAACCCAAGCGUCUGCCUGCACAUUUGGACAGCAAUGACGAAGGAGGGCCUGACAGCGGCGCUGUGGAGGAGGAAGGCUGGUUUGGGAAUGCUUCCGACACGCGCUCAGAGUCUUCAUCCUACGGCGACACCCAGGACGAGCUCUUCCUGCAGAGAGGUUCGUCCCCCGACGGAGUCAGCCAUGACGACUGCGGAGGCGAGAGUUCCACUCCGGUCAACCGUGCCUCCUUGGAGCUGCUCGGGCUGGCCGGAGGCGCCUUCUCUCCUCAGGACACGGUCUCGUCCGUGGUGUCGUCGCUGUACGGCGAGGCGGCGUCUCGCGCUCUCGGGAAACCGCUCAGCAGCAACCUGCGGCGCCUACUGGAGGCCGGGUCGCUGAAACUGGACACGGGGGACCUUCUGGGUCGGUCGUCCAGGGGUGUCGCAGGUGGUGACUCCCCUCCCAUAGGGCUUGCGUCGCCCUUGCCCCUGUCCCCGUCUUCCCACCACUCGCAGCAGUUAAGUGCUCUUGCUCGUAAAUUGGCCAACAACAACAGCGGCUCGGCCUCGCCAGCCCCGUCGGCGCCCUCAGUCAGCAACAUUAAACAAGAGCCGCUUGACCACUUUAACUCUGUCACCCCAAGCAACGGCGGUGGCUUUGUAUGGGCGGGCGUUGCAGACAAGUGGCCCUGCGGUUCCAGCCUGUCUCCUGAUUCAGCCAUACAGAAGUUAAAAGCGGCGGCGAACGCGGUACUUCAAGACAAGAACGCCGUGUCCUCCUCCGCCACCACCACGUCCUCUACCUCCGCCUUGUCCGCGGUGUCGGCCCUGGGAGGAGCGGCCGGGGCAGGCGGCCGAGGAGACGACGUGGUGCGCUUCGAUGCCUUCAACUCUCCGUUCAGCCCGCAGUCGGCCAGCUCCACCUUAGCAGCGCUUUCCAAGAAAGUCAGCGAGCGGAGCCACGCCUCGUCCACGUCCGCCGCGCCCGCCGACCACCAGAACUCGGCGAGCUCCUUCCUCUCGCUCGUGUCGAUGACCUCCUCCGCUGCCUUGCUCAAAGAGGUGGCAGCCCGGGCGGCGGGGAACAUGCUGGCCGAGAAGAAGGAGGGGUCCCCGCUGGCGGCCUCUGUGGUCCUCCAAGAGGACAUAAAGCCCAUUCUGGACAACAACCAGAAGGCCAGCACACCAUCCACGCCCACCCAGGGCCUGGACUUAUUGUUGCCCUCCACGCCGAAAGGAAGAGGCAAGCCCAACAGUCAAGCAGGCUCCCCAGAGGACGGUGGCAAACCCUUCCAGUGUCCCGUCUGCGGCCUGGUCAUCAAGCGCAAGAGCUACUGGAAGAGACACAUGGUCAUCCACACCGGCUUGAAAAGCCAUCAGUGUCCCCUGUGUCCCUUUCGCUGCGCUCGCAAAGACAAUCUCAAGUCCCACAUGAAGGUACAUCAGCACCAAGACCGGGGCGAGACGUUUCAGUGCGAACUCUGCCCCUUUACCUCCUCCCGCCACUUCAGCCUGAAGCUUCACAUGCGCUGCCACCAGCACUUUCCCCGCACUGACAUCAAGGUGAAAGAGGAGCUCACUACCGACACGGAGGGCGAGGGCGACACCGUCUCCAUGGACACCAGGGGGACCCAGGUGUCCCCGCUGCACGCCGACAUCCGGCAACAGUCGUCUCCGCCGAGCGAGGCCUCGUCCAAUCACGUCCACAUCAAGGAGGAGCCGCUGGAGAGAGACCUGUCGGUGCUCUCGCCCUUCAGCAUCUGCAGAGAGCGUCCUGGCAGCAGCGCAAACUCCUUGGAUCUGCCCGGCGUGGGCGGCGGGGUCCGGUCUAGCCCGAGUGGUCCAACCACAGCCUCCCUUUUCAGCCCAGACAUCACCACCAAGACAGCCACUGACCUGCUCAUGAAACUAUCGGCGGCCAACCAGAGGGAAGCACUUAAGUCUCCGUUCCACUUGAAAGAAGAACCCAAAAUGGAGGAAGCGUUGAGUCCCAGACCGGCCUCCCAGUGUCAUAUCCAGUCCGGCUUCCUUGGGACCUUCUGCCAGGACGGGCUCGCUGGUGUCCCAGCAGCCUCUGAGCGCCCGAGGUCGCUCAAACCCAGCGACGGAAGUCCCUCAGCUAAGAAGAGCUUGCUGAGCCAGGAUAUCAAUGUUAAAGUGGCUUCUGAGUUGCUGAUGAAGCUUUCAGAGAACAACAAAGAUGCCCACUUCCAGAAGGUGAAGGUAAAAGCAGAGCCCAUGGAGGUGGACCCGGCCCCCGCAGAACUCACCUCGCCUGCUUCUCACCUGCUGGCCUUCAGCACUUUAGGGGCGAGCGAGAAGACCGAGCCUAUGCCGGAGCCGCUGGUCCGCCCUCAGAAAGACCUCUUCUCCCAAGACAUCUCGGUCAAAAUGGCCUCCGAACUCCUCUUCAAAUUGUCAGAAAAAGUGAGCAAAGCCAACAACCUAAAAGACGGCAACAUGGUGGGAAUUCACAGUCCGUUCCUGGAUGAGUGCUUUAGACAAUCACCCUUCAACUCGCGCUCCAAAAGCUCUUCCCCCGCAGAGGCCAGCUCCUCCACCAGGGCAGCUUUCCACGACGCUGACAAGGAUGACGGGGAACCGGGAAACGGGAUCGCUCAGUGGAGACUAAACGAGCAGCUCUACCCAUGUCCCAUCUGUGGGAAAGUGUUCGGUAGACAACAGACGCUUUCUCGACACCUGUCCCUGCACACAGAAGAGAGGAAGUACAAGUGUCACCUGUGUCCGUACGCCGCCAAGUGCAGAGCCAACCUCAAUCAGCACCUGACCAUCCACUCUGUCAAGCUGGUCAGCACGGACGCCGAGCACAUGGUCAGCGCUGACGCCGCAGAGCGCAAAAACUGCGCCUACUACUACAGCUGCCACGUGUGUGGCUUCCAGACGGAGCUCAACGCCCAGUUUGUGGGCCACAUGUCUCUCCAUGUGGACAAGGAGCAGUGGAUGUUCUCUCUGUGCUGCAGCAUCUGCGACUACGUGUGCAUGGAGGAGGGCGACAUGAAGAACCACAUAAGCACCGGACACUCAGGCCUGAACUCGAGGAGUCCUCUGAGCGAGACCAAGAGCACGUCGUCGUCUCUGUCGGCUCUCAGCGACUCGCUCAACAGCUCAGAAGGCGGCGACCUGAUGGUGCACGGCGGCGAGGACCUCAAGAGCCUGCUGGCCCCGCCCUCCUCGGCCGGCAGCCAGUCCAGCGCCGGGAGCCAGUCGGGGACGGAGGACAAAUCGGAGAAAGGGUUCGAGUGCGUGUUCUGCACGUUUGUGUGCAAGACGCGCAGCAUGUACGAGCGCCACCUGCAGAUCCACCUGAUCACGCGCAUGUUCGAGUGCGACGUGUGCCACAAGUUCCUGAAGACGCCCGAGCAGCUGCUGGAGCACAAGAAGUGUCACACCGUCCCCUCCGGAGGGCUCAAGUGUCCUUUCUGCAUCUACUCCACCAAUCGUCCGGCGGCCAUGGAGUGCCACCUGAAGACGCACCUGAAGAUGGAGCACCGCUGCCGCAUCUGCCAGGGACUGUGGCCCGACCGCCCCUCGCUGGAGGCCCACAUGCGCGCCCACCGCCUGGGCAACCACUACAAGUGCGAGCAGUGCGGCUACCUGUCCAAGACGGCCAACAAGCUCAUCGAGCACGUGCGCGUGCACACGGGCGAGCGGCCCUUCCACUGCGACGUGUGCUCCUACAGCUGCAAGCGCAAGGACAACCUCAACCUGCACAAGAGGCUGAAGCACGCGCCGCGACAGACCUUCGCCUGCCGGGAGUGCGCCUUCGCCACCACGCACCCCUUCGUCUUCAGCCGCCACCUCAAGAAGCAUCAGGGCGGGAGCGCCAAAGAGGAGGAGGGAGACGACGGGACGGGCGAGGAGGGGGCGUCGCCGGGGGGUCCGUCCGCUCGGAGGAGUCUCCUAGGGGGCGUCGCCGGCCUCGCCGCGUCGCAGGCGCUGCGCUCCGUCGCCAUGUUGAACACGUCCCCCUGCGGCGCCACGGCGGACCGCAACAGGAAGUGCGAGCGGGCGCGCCUGAUCCCCCUCACCACCUUGUUCACCCGCAGCAGCCGCCUCACAUUCCACGCCUCCCGCCGCCUCCCCCUCUCGGCCUCCCACUCCCACUCCCACAAACACUCCUUCCUGGCCUACCUGGGACUGACGCAAAGGGCCGAGACUGAUUGACCCCGCCUCCUUUUCUUGUCCAAUCAGAUCUUGGCAAGGAUCUGCCGAGAAACAUUUCUGUACAUGCUAACAAGCUCAAAUGCAUUUCUAUCAAAAAGCUGCUUUUCUUAUAAGCUCUAAUUAUUACCGCUAAGCUCCGCCCCCUCCGGUCGAUCUUGUUUAAGCUUUUUUUUCUUUUGUUUUGUCUGCGGAAAGACUUGCAAGUUCUCUCUUUGUCUUUUGCUACGACGCAUCGAGCUCGCAUGUUUCCGUCUUUCAGGAAGCGAACGCCUCAAACCACGCACUUAUUUAUCAACGUGUACAUACCUUUUGUAGCCCCGCCCACCACUUAUGGUCAAACCAUAUUAUUAUUAUUAUUAUUACCCGACGUCACCUCUUGUCUCGGAAUGUUUUUCUAAAGCUCUCCUGUAAAUACCACAGAAUAAAUCCACCACCAAGUCGUGCAAAUAAGAGCGGACCUACGAGGAGCGCAGGCGGCUUUAAGCGCCGAUUUUAUUGGUGCUUUUUGUAAUUUUUCUGUACAAAAAAAAAAGUGAACGAUAAGAAGACAUGUUCCAAACAAAAAGACUUGAAUGAAUGUAUUUUUGUUGAUACAAAAAGUGUGAAGAGGGACAAGACGAAGGAAAAGUUUAGCGUGUUUGGUGGCCUUUUUUUGUUUCGCUUGUUUGAACUGAGCCUAUGAUGUCAUCCUUUGUUUCGACUAACAUUCAUUACAAAUGAUUCCCUGAUGAUAAGCGGCGCUAAUCUUUGAACUGCACUCCACUUGGAGAUAAAAACCAACAAUCAAUUCCACACAAUUGACCAAAUCCUUGAUGAAACGAGUAUUGAUCAAGUAGGGAAGGGAUUAUAUAAAUCCAAUCUAUUAUUAUUAUUAUUAUUAUUACCGUAUUUUUCGGAGUAUAAGCCGCACCGGCUGAAAAUGCACAGUAAAGAAGGAAAAAAACAUAAGUCGCACUGGAGUAUAAGUCGCAUUUUUUGGGGAAAUGUAUUUGAUAAAAGCCAACACCAAGAAUAGACAUUUGAAAGGCAAUUUAAAAUAAAUAAAGAAUAGUGAACAACAGGCUGAAUAAGUGUACGUUAUAUGAGGCAUAAAUAACCAACUGAGAACGUAUGUUAUGUAUGUUAACUAGAGAUGUAUUGAUAUAUAUUGAUAUAUAAUGUAGGAACCAGAAUAUUAAUAACAGAAAGAAACAACCCGAUAUUAAAAAAAAAACGAUUGAUUAUUUCCGAUAUUACAUUGUAAAGCAUUUAUUGG